Aethalodelphis obliquidens (Pacific white-sided dolphin) is the source of this 3900-nucleotide messenger RNA. It is a transcript of the gene MIDN, whose product is annotated as midnolin. The record is from RefSeq and is a predicted model, not a curated record. Gene Ontology annotation, cellular component: nucleus. The coding region runs from base 625 to 2112 and encodes 495 amino acids. NCBI's taxonomy places the organism in Eukaryota, Metazoa, Chordata, Mammalia, Artiodactyla, Delphinidae. The transcript is spliced from 9 exons. Gene Ontology annotation, molecular function: protein binding.
CCCGACGGCGCCCCAGGGCCCUGGCCGGCAGGCAGGGGCGGGGGCCGGCCUGCGUCACCGCCUGCCCGGCCCCCCGCCCCCUGGCCGCCCAAACUCCACCCCGAGGGAAGGCGGCGCGGAUAAAGCCUCGGGGGCCGCCCGCUCGGCCCCAGACCGGCUCCGCCACCGCGCACUCAGCCUGGACGUGGGUACACUCAGGACAGUUGGGACUUCGGACUUGCCUCUCCCGAUCCUCCGGCGGCGACGGCGGCGGCGGCUGUUGCUAAGGGAGGGGACGCGCGGGGAAGCUCGGCCCGAGCGGCAGACGGCCCUGAGCGCGGCCGGCUGAGUGGCGCCCCCUCCUCCGGGACCCUUUCCCGCGCCCGCCGCCCUUGAAAGGAGCUGAGAGUGUAGUCCCCACCCAGGAAGGUGCCCCGACGAGCCGACGCGACUCCGGAGCGCCACUCGGAUUUUUGAUUCUUGAUUCGCCUUCCGCUCCUGGGACCUUCUCGAAGGGAAAGCGCGCUGCCCCCCGCCCUCAGGGGCCCCGAGGACCCCUGUUUGGGGAGCCCCCCCGCCCUGCCCGGAGGCGCGGCAAGAAUUGGCGGCGCCCCGCGGACUCCAGCCCCCCAGCGCGGGCCGGGGAUGGAGCCGCAGCCCGGCGGCGCCCGGAGCUGCCGGCGCGGUGCCCCCGGCGGUGCCUGCGAGCUGGGCCCGGCGGCCGAGACGGCGCCCAUGAGCCUGGCCAUCCACAGCACGACGGGCACCCGCUACGAGCUGUCGGUGCCCCCCGACGAGACGGUGGAGGGGCUGCGCAAGAGGCUGUCCCAACGUCUCAAAGUGCCCAAGGAGCGCCUGGCGCUGCUCCACAAAGACACCCGGCUCAGUUCGGGGAAGCUGCAGGAGCUCGGCGUGGGGGAUGGCAGCAAGCUGACGCUCGUGCCCACCGUGGAGGCGGGCCUCAUGUCUCAGGCCUCCAGGCCAGAACAGUCUGUGAUGCAGGCCCUCGAGAGCUUGACUGAGACCCAGCCCCCAGCGGCGCCCAGCCCGGGCCGGGCUGGCGGAGGCAGCUUCCGGAAAUACCGAUUCAUUUUAUUUAAGCAUCCGUGGCACCGACAGGGACCCCAGAGCCCAGAGAGGGGCGGCGAGAGGCCCCAGGUCAGUGACUUCUUGUCGGGCCGCUCGCCGCUGACUCUGGCGCUGCGCGUGGGUGACCAUAUGAUGUUCGUCCAGCUGCAGCUCGCAGCCCAGCACGCCCCACUGCAGCACCGCCACGUGUUGGCUGCCGCCGCUGCUGCCGCCCGUGGAGACCCCAGCGUGACCACCACCCCUGUGUCCUCUCCCUGCCGGCCAGUGUCCAGUGCCACCCGCGUCCCCCCAGUGCCCACUGGCCCUGCGCCCACGUCCUCCCCUGUCACGGCCGGCUCCUUCCGCUCCCACUCGGCCUCUGCCACCUGCCCCGAGAUGGACUGCUCCCCCACCGCCAGCACCGGUGCCAGCCCCACGUCCCCCGCCGGGGGCAGCCCCACGUCCCGCUCCCGCAAACCUGGCGCAGUCAUCGAGAGCUUCGUGAACCACGCCCCGGGGGUCUUCUCAGGGACCUUCUCUGGUACGCUGCACCCCAACUGCCAGGACAGCAGCGGGCGGCCGAGGCGGGACAUCGGCACCAUCCUGCAGAUCCUCAACGACCUCCUGAGUGCCACGCGGCACUACCAGGGCAUGCCCCCAUCGCUGACCCAGCUGCGGUGCCACGCCCAGUGUGCCCCGGACCUCGCCCCCAAAACUACCUCCUGCGAGAAGCUGGCGGCCGCGACCCCGGCCUCCCUGAGCCAGGCCCGCCUGUGCAAGCCCCCGGGGGACCGGCUGCGGCAGACAGAAAACCGAGCCACCCGCUGUAAGGUGGAGCGCCUGCAGCUGCUGCUCCAGCAGAAACGGCUCCGCAGAAAGGCCCGGCGCGAUGCCCGGGGCCCCUACCACUGGCCGCCCAGCCGCAAGGCCGGCCGCAGCGACAGCACCGGCGGCGGGGGAGGCGGCGGCCCCAGUGAGGCAGCUGGCUUGGGCCUUGACUUCGAGGACGCCGUCUGGAAGCCAGAAGUGAACCCCGACAUCAAGUCAGAGUUCGUGGUGGCCUAGGAACCCUGUCCCUCGCCCAGGGUGGCCUGUGAGCGUGGCCCCACGCGGGAGGGCCAGCGGCCGGCUGGUGCAGUGGGGCGCUUCCCCCUCCCGGUUACGCGGCCUUUUUUUUUUUUUUUUUUUUUUUGAAAUUUCACUUCCUACCGUGGUUUUCCGAACUCUCCAUGGACUUGGGUUCCUGCCUCCUCGGUUUGGCUCACACUGCCCGCCCCUCCCUCCAUCUCCCAUCCUCAUCCCCGACCUGGCCGGGUCCCUCCCGCCCACCUUCCCAAGCUCCAAAUAUGUAGCAGUCUUUCCAGAUGGUUGAGAGCGGAGACAAGGAAGCCGCCCCCCACUUCCGUUCUGCCGCCCUCCCCACCCUUUUCAGGUUGAAGUCAAAAAUGUAGAUGCCUCAUUAUGCACUUUACAGACAGGGGAGGGGGCCGCGGAGAGGAGAGGCCCCCACCACAAACCCUGGCCCUAAAACAACUCGGCAGGUGCGACCUUGACCACCAGGGACUGUUUCUCUUCCACAUCCGUACUCUUUUCUCUUCCUGGUCUCUCCUUUUCCAUUUUUCUUUUUCCUGGGAAAGAAAAGAAAAGCCGUUUCAGGGGAGAGGCUGGCCAGAGCCUGCCUUUCGGUGUGGGCUGGGGUGCGUGGGGGGGGGGACCCUUUCCUGCCAGGAAAGGAGAGGGAGGGAGGGGUGGUGCCCGCCGCCAGCCUGCACCCCGUCCACGCACUGUGCGACUUCCUUCAGCGCUACCCCACCGCCCCACCCCGUUUUUCUGAGCUUGGGGUAUUUAUAGACUAUUAAUUUUCUGACUGAGCCAAUAGUGGUUGGGAAUCUCUUGAAAAAUACGGAGAGCAAUGGCUGGGGGGCGGGCUUGACGCCCCCAGCCCUCCUUCCCCACCCAACCUGAGGGAUCUGGGCCUGUGGACUGUGUCUGGGGGCCCUCCGGCAGCUGGGAGGGGAGGGGAGGGGGUGCUGAGCUGUGAAACCCCAGGAGGGGCAACGCUGUGUAGCAUUAACCCCCUUGGGGGGGGUUCGCUGCUGGUCUAAUUUGGACCCUCCCCACUCAUGCCCAUGCCCCAGGGGCAUCCCCCAGGGCAGAGGGACAGACCUCUCCCCCCUUACUGGGGCCAUUUCAGUGGGGUGGAGGGUUUUUUUCAUUCACUUUUAUUUUUUACUGAUAAAGGAGAUGUUUGGGCCCUGCCCCCCCACCUGUCAGUCUCGUCCUGGCCCCGCCCCUCUGUGCUGCGCAACACCCCUCGCCCUCUGCCUGCCCCUCCCUCCUAGAUGAACCCCAAGUCCUCACCCUGCCCCCGAUUAUGUGUUUAAAGUUAAUGGUUUCAGAUGUGAACAUCUUGUGUUAACUGUAGCUCUGUACAUUUUUUGUGGGGGGGGGUGGGCAGGGAGGGGUCAGAGGGUAGGGGUCAAGGAUCUUUGUUUUUGUUUUCGUUUUUCCAAAAAAAAAGAAAAAAGAAAAAAAGGGGCGGGUUUGUUUUUGAAGCGCUGUCUUGGAUAUCUAUUUAAUGUGUGUUCUGAUGGGGUUUUUUUUUUAACGAUUUUUAAAUAACGUCUGUGCCUCCGCUGGUCUGAGAGUGGAGGCCCCAGGCAGGAACCGCCCACCCCUCUCUGCCCUCUCCAGGGCCCCCCCCAAGAAAGCAUUACCCACCCUCGGGGGGUCGGGCUGUGGGGUGUCCCAGCACCUUGCGGGAGUUUCCUGUAUGAAAACAUGAAAUUGGAAAAGAAAACAGCCUCCACAAACACCGUGAUUUCAAGGAAUAAACAAAAUGAAACGAGUGAA